AUGUCCAUUGUUUACUUUGACGUCACUGCCAACAACGAGCCCAAGGGCCGUAUCGUUUUCAAGCUCUACGACGACAUUGUGCCAAAGACCACAGAGAACUUCAGGGCCUUGUGCACUGGUGAGAAGGGCGAGUCUUCUCUGGGCCACAAGCUCCACUACAAAGGUUCGACCUUUCACCGUGUCAUCAAAAACUUCAUGUGCCAGGGAGGUGAUUUCACCAACGGCGACGGCACCGGCGGCGAGUCGAUCUACGGUGAGAAGUUUGAGGAUGAGAACUUCCAGUUGAACCACGACAAGCCCUUUUUGCUUUCGAUGGCCAACGCUGGGCCUGGCACCAACGGAUCUCAAUUUUUCAUAACCACCGUGCCUACGCCUCACUUGAACGGGAAGCACGUUGUUUUUGGUGAAGUGAUCCAGGGCAAAUCUGUGGUGAGACAGCUAGAGAGGUGCGAAAAGGGCGCCAAUGACAGACCCAAGGAAGACUGGGUGAUUGCAGACUGCGGAGAGCUUCCCAAGGAUUAUGAGCCUGAGCAAAGCACCGUGGCUGACGACGGCACGGGAGAUAUCUACGAGGCGGUGUUGGCAGACGACGAUAAGGUGGAUGUUUCGAAGCCUGAGACCGUGUUUGAGGCGGUGAAGUUCUUGAAGGAUUUGGGCACAAAGUUGCUCAAGGAAGGUAGAUGCGACAAGGCGUACGAAAAGUACAUCAAGGGCACUGAGUACCUUGCGGACUUCUUCCCUGACGACAUGAGCGAGGAGCACAUCCAGGAAAAGAACAGCUUAAACAUCUCGCUCUUCUUGAAUGCAUCUUUGGCAGCAGCUAAGGACAAGAAGGGCAAGAACGCUGUUAGUGCUGCCGAACAAGCAUUGCACUUUGAAGGAAUCACCGAUGCUCUCCUGGCGAAAGCAUGGUACAGAAAGGGUCAGGGCUACCUUUUAUGUAAAGACGAGGACAGCGCAAAAGCAGCAUUUGAGACUGCCAAUCAUUUGGUGCCAAACGACGCUGCCGUGAUAAAGGGAUUAGAGGAGGUGAAGUAUUUGGCCAAGCAGAAAGGAGAAGCAGAAGAAGCUCAUGUCGAAGAUGUUCCAAUGAUGAGUAGAUAG
Molecule: messenger RNA, 1104 nt
Organism: Candidozyma auris
Lineage: Eukaryota; Fungi; Ascomycota; Pichiomycetes; Serinales; Metschnikowiaceae
Gene: CPR6
Product: peptidylprolyl isomerase CPR6
Exons: 1
Coding region: 1-1104 (367 amino acids)
Biological process (GO): protein peptidyl-prolyl isomerization; protein folding
Cellular component (GO): intracellular membrane-bounded organelle
Molecular function (GO): peptidyl-prolyl cis-trans isomerase activity; protein binding
Source: RefSeq, a predicted model, not a curated record